This is a messenger RNA of Pecten maximus, 2331 nucleotides long. RefSeq lists its product as uncharacterized. The transcript has 2 exons. Gene Ontology annotation, cellular component: membrane. The coding region runs from base 157 to 1755 and encodes 532 amino acids. Gene Ontology annotation, molecular function: proton channel activity. Lineage: Eukaryota; Metazoa; Mollusca; Bivalvia; Pectinida; Pectinidae. The record is from RefSeq and is a predicted model, not a curated record. Gene Ontology annotation, biological process: proton transmembrane transport.
GGACCUACAGGAGUAUACUGGACAGGAUUAUCACUCUAACGGACCUACAGGAGUAAACUGGACAGGAUUAUCACUCUAACGGACCUACAGGAGUAUACUGGACAGGAUUAUCACUCUAACGGACCCCUACAAGGUGUAUAACAUACGAGAAGGAGAAUGAGGAAUUUCUGUAGUGAACUGAUCACUGCUGUAGUAAUUCUCCCAGUUACGGCCGGGAACUACCGGAGGCGACAGAAUGGCUCCUGGUAUUACGACGGUACCAUAUCCUCUAUGGUUUUCUUCCUCGUCUUCCUCGCUGUCGUCAUCAUAUUUACAGUUAGCAAGAACAUUGAUAUUGACCAGGACAAGCGUCUAGGGAUAGUGUUUGUGUUAUUGACCGUUGUCUUUGUCAUAGGAAUGUUUGCAUGUGUUGUAUUGGGAUGUAUAGUAAACAAACAUGGUCUUAACUAUGUCGUGCUGCGAAAGCAUGAAAACAGUGUCACCAAACUACAGUUAAUCUUCCUCUGGAUUUUUGGAAUAGUCUCCGGCUUGUUUUCAGGUUUCCUCGUGGGACAACAAAUUCAGUGUAAGGUAUUUAGCCCCAAUAUUGAGGGAGACGGUGGAUUUUUCUGGGAUUCCAGGUGCAUCUUCAAUGUAAUAACAAUGCUAUUUCUGUUGACAGAAAUUAUUUUUAUCACCUAUUUCGCUCAGUUCGAAAUGAAGCGAUCUACAUCCAUCCGCUAUGUCCUAUUCAUACUUGUCUGUGCGAAUAUUUCUGUCUGGUUACAUAGUAUCAUCAUAGACAAUGAAACUUUCUCUGAGCGUAUGAUGGACGAACAAUUCGGAAACAAUAGUAUCAUACCCGCCUGUCUACAAAAUGGUUCUAUUGGAAGUCUUAUUGGCCACUCCAAACCUGUAUUAGGUCCAUGUUUUUUGGAGUUCUUUUUAUUAUCUAUAACUAUUCUUUUCGAGAUGUGGCCUCCCGCUAUGAUACGUACAUCUAAUGACGUGCUACCAACGUAUCAAGAUGUUGUAGAGUUGAAUUGUUCUGUGAAUGAAGAAACGACACUUCUAGGAAUCACAGAAACUGAUGGGAACAGUUUGUCUGGGGCCGAUUGGACAGUUAACCAACUUGUUACCUUAGUCGUAAGUAUCGGGGUUGGCCUAGGAUGUGUUGUAGGGUACAUUGUGUGGGUGAUUCACCAAGGAUCCCAAAUGCGGCUGGUAAUGGAAUGGUUCGCCGUAGUCAUCAACUCCAUCAUGAUUGGAGCUAACUUAGUGGGAUUCUUUUGCUUAGUUCAUUAUUGUAAGCCAGAUAGAAUACCCAAACCUUUAAAGGUCAGCGAGUACGUAUAUAUGUCGUCUGCCUUUGGUAUAGUCAUGAUACAUGUCUGUGAUAUACUCACGGGCCUCCUGUCACGAGACAAUUCUUCAGAUAUAACACUAACCUCAUACAUUCUGGCAAUAAUACAGGACUACCUACAAGUUGUGUUUCUGCUUCACGCCAACAGGUGUAGCAAGUCUGACCCACAUUCCAACACCCAUCUACUAGAUUGUGUUCUUAUGUUUCUUCUAGUUAUGAACUUUUAUAAUUGGGUGAUAGAUGGCUUUAUACUUGCAUCAUUUCCUGGUGUCAGACAAGUUGAACAAAAGGUCCUUGGGAGCAUCCUAUGGAGUCUCUACCACGACAUACUCCUACCAGUUGGGGUGUUUUAUAGGUUUUCGUCGGCACUGGAAUUUUUUAUGACAUUUAGGGUGUAUAAUGGCCGUCUAUAACUUAUCGUUAUCCGUUGAAUAAAAAAUGUGUUAUGUGAGAUUGAAAUCUUAUAACAAAUACUCAUUUUUACUAUGCUGCAUUUUACGAAAAGGGAAGCUACAUGUAGUAUCCCAAGCAAUACUUUCUUUAGUAACCAUGACCUUGACCAUCGAACCCUUAUAAGUUAUCUGGACAUGCAGGCAUAAGGUAGAGUUUGAUAACUUCUUCAAAACGUAAUCAGCAAAACAACCAAUUCUCAAAAUUCAUCUAAACAUCACAAUUUUUACCCAAUGGAAACUGGGAAUUUAUAGGAAUGAGAAGAAAGAUUUGAAUAUAUUCAACAGAAAGAAAUAUAAAGAAUAAUGUGAGGAACUAUAACUCGAGAUAAUUUAUCAAAGGAAAGAAAAUUAAUCAGAAGUAUAUAAAUACAUGUCAGGAAUUGUGAACCUUAUUAUAUAAAGUUAUUUCUGAUAUGAAGUCCCCACAACGAUAAGUAAAACAACCAUGAUUGAAAAUGUUAAAAUCUUACCAACAUGGAAACGGAAAUCAAUAAGUAAAGCUUGGUAUCUUUUGUAACUUCCAGAUUUCUUUUUUUU